GAUAAUAUUACUGCAACGGCAUGUGUCUCAUGGUUCCCAAUCCCAUUAGAUUCGAUCGAGUGGGUUUCCCGGUGGUAUCAUUAGCAGCUCACCGUUGACUGCGCGACUAUCAGCGGUACACUCUUCCAUAUCUUCUUCGUCCCAUUUUAUUUCUUUGUUUUCUUUUCACCAAACUCCGGUCUCCGCUCCCCGAGAGUUUCCUGCUCGAAUUCCUUUGCAAUUUCCAAGCUCUGCAGCUCAAUUUUGGUGGGGUUUCUCUUUCAUUAAUCCCCUAGUAUUAUGUUUCGGGAAUCAGCUGUUUCUUUUGGCGGGAUUAUGAUUCACUUUUAGCGCAUUUGGAGUAACUUGGUUUUGAUCCUGAUCGACGAAAUUGAGGAUCGAGUGAUCUCCAGAAAUUGGUUUGGUCUAGGGUUUCCCGCAUAAAACUUGUCUCAGUUAUUUGGAUUCAUGAGCUCCUGAUGUUUCUAUUGCUCUAUCAGUGUAGAAUUUGAUUCCUUUAUCCGGUGAUUUCUUGUACUUACUGAAAAUAGCAAAAAUGGAUGUGGAUGGAAAAAAUAAAAUAAAAAUAAAUCUAAAGCUGAUGCUACUAGGUUUGGUGUGUGAAUUCCUGGAAACCGGAAAAGAAGGUUUUUGCAGUUUCAACUGGAGAGAUUCAUUUUCUAUUUGUUGAUUGAGACCAGGUUAGAAGUAAUUCAGUUUUGGGGCCUUUUUUUGUUUGAUCAUUGCUUUUGUGCCGCUAUGGAUGCUCUUCAAAUAGUUUCUUCGGCGACACAGAUUGUGUCGACAAUGUUGGGAGCGGUCAGUGCGCUUGAACAAGCUUCUACGAAUCUCAACGAAGCUCCGAAGAGAAUCCGUACCCUCGAGGAGUUUGUGUCGAAUCUUGAGAGCUUAGCGCAGCAAUUGAAGCAGAAAUAUGCCCACAAGGCCCAUAAUGCUCAAUUGGACCGCCAAAUCAAUGGCUUGAACGGUCUCAUUGAUCGGCUCAACCUCAACGUUGCGAAGGCUAGAAGACUUCUCACGAAAAGUAAAAUGAAAGGAUUUUCUAGGGUUGUAUGGAGUUCCAUGGUCGGAGACCCUGUAUCAAAAUAUAUUCAGUUAAUCAGAGAUGAUUUGAACUGGUGGUUGGAAUUGCAGAAAUUAACUGAGAGUGUGGAAAGUAUUAUAGCUUCUACCUCAGAAAAUGUGUCAUCUAUACUAAGAAUUAAAUCCGAGCAAGGUUACCCUGUGUCCAAUAAGUGCCAUUACGUGCGUGAGCUUCUUGAGAAGGAUGAUACGCGUCCGGUUGUACUAAUUGUUGGCCUUUCUGGAAUUGGCAAGUCGUGUCUGGCUCGCCAAAUAGCAUCCGAUCCACCUAGCCGGUUUGUGGAUGGGGCAGUUGAGCUAGGUUUUGGCCGGUGGUGCAGUAGAGCAGCUUGCAAUGGAAGCAGAAGUGACUACCGUAAGCGCUUAGUGAAGAAAAUUUGCAGAUUUUUGGUGCAGAUUGGUUCCUUGAAGAAGGCUAGGGAUGAAUUGAAUGAAGAUCUUGAAGAUGUUUGUUGCUUGCUACAAACGGCAUUGGUCGGGAAGAGCAUGUUGAUCCUUCUUGAUGAUGUAUGGGAGCAAGAUAUCGUGGAUCGGUUUGCGAAGUUGUAUGACAAUGGCUGUAGAUACUUAGUGACUACAAGGGAUGAGGCAGUUUACGAAAUCACAGAGGCUGAAAAGGUGGAGAUAUGCAAAGAUGACAUCAAGGAAAUAAGCAAGGAGAUUCUUCUCUAUCAUACUAUGCUUAGUGAUGAGGAACUUCCGGCUGUUGCAGAGAAUUUGCUAGAUCGCUGCGGUCACCACCCUCUCACUGUUGCAGUCAUGGGUAAGACUCUCCGAAAGGAAACAAGUGUUGGGAAAUGGGAAAGAGCCAUAAGUGACCUCUCCACACACGCGACAUGCGCCCCUGGCCCAGUUCCCUAUGUAAAUGAAAAGGAAGUAGAGACCACUUUAACUAUCUUUGGAUCAUUCGAAUUCAGCUUGGAAGCAAUGCCAGAACAUUCUAGAAGGUUCUUUGUACUCCUUGCUGCAAUUUCAUGGGCCGAGCCUGUCCCUGAAGCAUGCGUAGAAGCUCUUUGGUCGGUUCUUCGGCAGGAUAGCUUGUUCCCUCUCGUGGUCUGCAAGCUAGUCGAAGGUUCAUUAUUAAUCAAAUUGGAGUCACAACUAUUAUAUCAUGUUCACGAUAUGGUUUCGCUCUAUCUCGAUAAUAAAACAAGUGAGGCCAUGGAAAACCUUCUGGUGAAGUCCUCUCAUGAAACUGCUGCUCUGAUUGCUCCUUGGCUUCUUAUUUUUGGGAAGGAGACAGUGCAAGAUAUAGCUGAGGAGAAGUUGAAUUCUUUUUUAACCUCACUACAAGAUAGGGAGGUUGUGAUGAUAUUAAAAAGUACUAUUCAUUCUCUGAUGGCGAGCAAAUCGAUCUCGCAAUUGGAAGCUAGUAGAUUGAGAUUUAGUAGAGUAAUUACUCCUCGAAUAUCGGAGCUUAUCUCAGUUGGUUCACCAAAUCUACUCGUUUCAGCUUCAAAGGCCAUCACAAUUAUAUUUAUUCAAGAAGAUUAUUGCGUUCUUGCCAAAUCUCUUGAGGAAAAGAGCUCGGUAGAUAAACUUUUGAAUCUUUUUGAAGAUUCUAAGGACAUCUCAACUGUAAUAGCUGUGUCAACUGUUGUUGCCAAGCUCGCUGAAUUUGCAAGUUCACCAACUAUUGAUAAAAUUUUAACAAGCAUCCCGAUGAAUCAAAUAGCGGAGUUUCUCUCUGCUGAUGCAGAGGAGUGGCAUGAUAAUAUUUUCAUGACUAUUCUGUCAUUGACUAAAGCCGGAAAGUCAAAGGCGGUUGAGAUGAUGAUAGAAUCAGGUGUAGAUAAGAAGCUUCUCACACUUCUCGAGAAUGGUUCUGAGAUUGCUCAACAUCAUUCUAUCGUGACAUUAAAAACAUUUUAUGAGCUAGGGGGCCCUCUUGAACAAGGAUGUUUGAAACCUGGUACAUUGAAUCGCUUGCCUUGGCACGUUAGACUUAGCUUGGAGAGGUUAGUACUUUCCGAUCGAAACAUAAGCCCUUUGCCGAAAUCCCAAGCUUUCGAGGUCCUUUUAAGUAAAAUCCUCACCAGGGAUAGUAAAGAGAUUGUUGAAGCGCUACAGGGUCUGAUUCCUAUAGUCGAGAAAGCAGGUGAUGAAAGAAUACGAGACCUUAUUUUGGGAAGCCAGUUAAUCGAGAGACUAGUAGUUCUACUACAACAUGGAGGGAUCGAUCAAACCCAAGCUAGAUCUGAAUCUGCUUUUCUGGUGAUGAAAUUGGCUUGCUCGGGUGGCGAGCCAUUCAUACGUAGGUUCUUAGAGCUCGACAUUGUUCUCGAACUCGUUAAAAUGAUGCAGUGCAACAUCGAGGAGCUGCAGGAUUCUGCAUACACUGCUCUUCAUCAAAUUAUAUUUGCGAAAGGAGGAUCUCUAGUUGUGAAUAAAAUUCUCCAGUUGGGUUUAAUUGAAAAACUAGUCAAUUCGCUGGAGCGAAAAUGUUUGAAAACGAAGGAGGUGAGCUUGCUUUUCAUUGUGGACAUUGUGGAGGCCGGUUCAAAGCCCUGCAUAGAAAAGAUGCUUUCUUCGCAAGUGGUUGAGAAGCUCGUUGGGCUCGACAAGAUGGGAGGAAAUUUUAGCGGGGUGGUUUUGAGAUUUAUCAAAGGAUUGGAUAUGUGUAAGAACUUGUCAUCGGCCGAAAGACAGGUUAUGAAGCAGCAGGUUAUGAGGAAGGUGAGAUCAGCAUCAGCGGUGAGAGGCCAUAAGAUAGAGGCAAGUCUUAUAGCUUCUGUUGAAUCUGAUAUUUCCGAAGGUUCGAGGGGAGGUCGCAGCAGCAAAAGAAAGAAGUAGAUUAUGAAACCGAUGCAUACUUAUCGUAUCACGGGAUUGUGGCAUUUUUCCAUUGCUUAAAAUUAUAUAUUUAUGCUUAAAAUCUGGCGACUUAAAAGAGGAGAGAAGAAAGGUGCAUGAAAUUUUAUUAGCCAUGCAUAUUAAUGUGUAAGUCUUCUGCAAGAAGCUCUUACAUUUGUCGGUAUAUCACGAGAAAAAUGUAUAAUUGCUCGAUAAAGGAUGCAAUUUAGAUGAAGCACGCAUUGUCUGACUUUGUAUCAUUGUUAUUAGCAAAUAUUUUAUGCUGCAGAUUAUACGGUCCAGAAUUGGUAAAGUCAUUGGAUAUGCCUGCCAUGCUUA
Molecule: messenger RNA, 4215 nt
Organism: Ananas comosus (pineapple)
Lineage: Eukaryota; Viridiplantae; Streptophyta; Magnoliopsida; Poales; Bromeliaceae
Exons: 2
Coding region: 739-3876 (1045 amino acids)
Molecular function (GO): ADP binding
Source: RefSeq, a predicted model, not a curated record